GCGGCCGGAGGCAGCGCUGCGGGGCUGGCGCGGGGAAAGGGGGGUGGUCCCCGCAGGACCCCGCGCCAAGAGACGAGGGGGCGCUGCAGGCCGGCCAGCCUGCCAGGGGAUUAAUUCUGCCCCCGGAGCAGGAGCAGGAGAAGGAGAAGGAGCAUGCGGGACGGGGCUGCGGGAGCGGGAGGCAGCCGGCCGGCCGGGCUGCUCUGCCUGCUGGGGCUCUGCACCUGGGCCGCCGCCCUGCGAGGAAAUGACAACAGUGAAGCCCUUCCUGAGUCUAUCCCAUCUGCUCCUGGAACAUUACCUCAUUUUAUGGAGGAACCAGAUGAUGCAUACAUUAUUAAAAGCAAUCCCAUUGUCUUGCGUUGCAAAGCCAUGCCAGCUAUGCAGAUUUUCUUCAAGUGCAAUGGUGAAUGGGUCCACCAAAAUGAGCAUAUCUCUGAGGAAAGCAUGGAUGAAACUACAGGCUUGAAGGUUCGAGAGGUGUUCAUCAAUGUGACAAGGCAGCAAGUGGAGGAUUUUCACGGGCCAGAAGAUUACUGGUGUCAGUGUGUCGCAUGGAGUCAUCUAGGGACCUCAAAGAGCAGGAAGGCAUCAGUCCGCAUAGCCUAUUUACGGAAAAACUUUGAGCAAGACCCACAGGGGAAGGAGGUUCCUAUUGAAGGGAUGAUUGUCCUGCAUUGUCGGCCACCAGAGGGAGUGCCUGCUGCUGAGGUGGAAUGGCUUAAGAAUGAGGAGCCUAUUGAUUCCAACCUGGAUGAGAACAUUGACACCAGAGCAGAUCAUAAUCUCAUCAUCCGCCAGGCCCGUCUGUCUGAUUCUGGGAACUACACCUGCAUGGCUGCCAAUAUAGUGGCCAAGAGAAGGAGUAUGUCUGCAACCGUGGUGGUGUAUGUGAAUGGAGGCUGGUCGUCAUGGACAGAGUGGUCUAACUGUAAUGUGCGGUGUGGUCGAGGCUGGCAGAAGCGAUCUCGGACCUGUACCAACCCUGCUCCACUCAACGGGGGAGCUUUCUGCGAGGGAAUGUCAGUGCAGAAAAUUACCUGCACUUCACUUUGUCCUGUGGAUGGUAGCUGGGAGGUAUGGAGUGAAUGGUCAGUCUGCAGCCCAGAAUGCGAACAUUUGAGAAUUCGGGAAUGCACUGCUCCUUCCCCACGAAACGGAGGAAAAUUCUGUGAAGGCUUAAGUCAAGAAUCUGAGAAUUGCACCGAAGGACUUUGCAUUCAAGAUAAAAAACCUCUUCAUGAAAUAAAACCCCAAAAUAUCGAGAAUGCCAGUGAUAUUGCCUUGUACUCGGGUCUGGGAGCCGCAGUCAUUGCUGUAGCUGUGCUAGUAGUGGGCGUUACUCUCUAUAGACGGAGCCAGAGCGAGUAUGGUGUGGAUGUGAUUGACUCAUCUGCGCUGACAGGAGGCUUCCAGACAUUUAAUUUUAAAACAGUCCGGCAAGGUAACUCCCUCCUUCUGAACUCAUCCAUGCAGCCUGACCUGACAGUGAGCAGAACAUACAGCGGACCCAUCUGCCUGCAAGACCCCAUGGACAAGGAGCUCAUGACAGAAUCAUCACUCUUUAACCCCUUGUCAGACAUCAAGGUCAAAGUUCAGAGUUCAUUCAUGGUUUCUUUGGGGGUGACAGACCGGGCUGAAUAUCAUGGAAAGGCACAUUCUGGGACAUUUCCUCAUGGGAACAACAGAAGCUUCAGUACAAUACAUGCCAGGAACAAAACCACUUAUAUUCAGAACCUUUCCUCUUUUUCCACAAGAAGUGAGCUGAGAACGACUGGGAUUUUUGGCCAUCUGGGGGGCCGGUUAGUGAUGCCAAACACAGGGGUCAGUUUGCUGAUACCACAUGGUGCUAUCCCUGAAGAGAGUUCAUGGGAAAUGUAUCUUACCAUUGGUCAAGGGGAAUCCAGCCUCCAGCCAGAAAGCACAGAAGUUCUUCUUGGUCCAGAAGUAACUUGUGGCCCUCCAGAUGUGACUGUCACCACUCCUUUUGCCUUGACUAUACCACACUGUGCAGAAGUAAAUUCUGAACACUGGACCAUUCACUUGAAAAAAAGAAUGCAACAAGGGAAAUGGGAGGAAGUGAUGUCCGUGGAAGAGGAAACUACUUCUUGCUACUGUCUGUUGGAUCCUUACGCCUGCCACAUUCUCUUAAACAGCUUUGGAACUUAUGCUCUUGUUGGAGAGCCCGUCUCCGACUGUGCUGUUAAACAGCUGAAAGUAGCAGUCUUCGGCUGCUUGUCUUGCAAUUCGCUGGAUUACAACUUGCGAGUAUAUUGUGUGGAUAACACUCCUUGUGCAUUUCAGGAAGUGGUUUCAGAUGAAAGACACCAAGGAGGACAGUUACUGGAGGAACCGAAGUUGCUGCAUUUCAAAGGGAAUACCUUCAGUCUUCAGAUAUCUGUCCUCGAUAUCCCCCCUUUCCUCUGGAGAAUUAAACCUUUCACUGCAUGUCAGGAGAUCCCUUUCACUCGUGUGUGGUGCAGUAACCAGCAGCCACUGCACUGUGCCUUUUCGCUGGAGCGUUAUACUCCUACAACCACGCAGCUGUCCUGCAAGAUCUGUGUUCGACAAGUCAAGGGCCAUGAGCAGAUCCUACAGAUCCAGACAUCUAUUCUAGAGAAUGAAAGAGAAACUAUCACCUUUUUUGCACAUGAUGACAGCAACUUCCCUGCACAGACUGGUCCAAAGGCCUUCAAAAUCCCAUACUCCAUUAGACAGAGAAUAUGUGCAACGUUUGACACACCCAAUGCCAAAGGCAAAGACUGGCAGAUGUUAGCACAGAAAAACAGCAUCAACAGGAAUCUCUCUUACUUUGCUACACAAAGUAGUCCAUCUGCUGUCAUUUUGGACCUCUGGGAAGCCCGACAUCAGCAUGAUGGUGACCUUGACUCCCUAGCCUGUGCUCUGGAAGAGAUAGGAAGGACGCACUCCAAAAUCUCAAACAUUACAGAAACUCAGAUCGAGGACUCCGACUUCAACUACAGUAGACAGAAUGGACUUUAGCCAUUUCUUUUCCACUCAAGAACCAAUGGCCAACUUUGACUUUUACAUUAGGGAGUUUCUCCUUGCAGGGAGGAAAUAAGGGUUUUCUGCACAUUGCAUAUAAGGAAUAAGAUCUUCAUUUCCUCUAUACAAGUUUUAGCUGGAGGAGCAGAAGAAGCCCCACUAUAAAACAACCCAAGAAAAUGCCAAGCUUCUCCAUGAUGCCAUUGUCUUCUCAGAAUUAACACUUAUGGUUUGUGUGUAGAAAACAAACCUUGCUUUUCUACAAUUCCUAGGAGGCAAUAGGAUAAGGAAGCUACAAACUCUAAAGGUAAAUAUCAUGAAAUAAUUUAUUUAGGGAAUAAUAAUGCAAACCAGAGACACAAAGGUGGCACUGACAAUUAUGCUAAAUAAAUAACAUACUAAACAUUUAGAGCCACUUGAGUCUCUGGGUUUCUAGGUUUGACGACCUGGGCUUAGAGUCUCCAGUGCCCUGCACCUUGUUAAUUUUCCAUGGUGCAGAGGUGGAUUUACAACACCAUCUUGACAAUUUGAUAGCUUUCUGCAUUCACUUUGAUAUAAACUAACUGCAGGACAGCAGAGAAUCUGGACCAUGGUAUUCAGCCAUUCAGGGAACUGAAGCCUCUACCAUUUCCCUAGCUACUCUGUUAGCAAAAACACCCUAAACAUUCCUUUCAGAAAUUGUAAUGCUUUUUUUUUUUUUAAUGUGCAAUGUUAUUCCAAAUUUUCAAUUCCUUUCAGAAAUUGUGAUGCUUUUUUUUUAAUGUGCAAUGUUAUUCCAAAUUUUUAAAGUUUUAUGCCACCUUGAAGUAGCACUUUUAUAACAAUCGAAUGCAGUACUGAUAACUGCCAGUCCUGCUGUAGCCAUUUUUCACCCUGUUUUGGGGCUGACCUACAAAGUUAAAGCAAACAUCAAAACAGCUUAAUUUUGGCACCGGUUCAGACAGAAAUAAUCAACACUGCUGAGCUUGGCUUUGUUUUAAUCAGACACUGCACAGUCUUGGGGGCAUACCCAGAAAUUGGUCCAGUUACAUCCUGGAGGUUUUCUCAAAUGGUGGCAGCUCCACAUUUGGAUAUGAAUUUGAACCCAGUAUGUUUCAUCUGGCGACAGAUAUUUGAUAUCUGCCAACAGCUAAAUAAUCCAGAUAAGAAACCUUUCUGACUUCCCACCUGUCCCUGUUCAAAAUUAACUGGAACUUAAAUCAAUCACAAAAGCUGAUCCUGUCAGAGGUGUUCUCCAGGCAGUGGUAGUGAACCAGAUUUAAACAGAGAUUCAACUCAUUGAGGCUAAGUGUCAGUUAACUAUGACACCAGAUUAGUAGCUUUGGUGAUGUGGGCAACACACACCCUAAAAAUAAUCUGAAGCUAUUUCUUCAUACAGGAGUCCAGGUGCUGAUAUAGGAUUUAAUGACUCUUGUCAGUGCAGUGAUUUAGCAGGUAAUUGCUCCGUCUCACUGAUCUCCGAAUCCAACUUUUCUGGCUCAGCCAUCUAAAAUAAGCAACCCACUGCUACACACAGGCCCGACACAUUUCUUGCAUUCAGUAUUUCACACAACACUUUGUGACAAUUUUCCAAAAGAACAAAUAAAAAAAGUACCUUCCUACUUCCAGCUGAAAUGGUAUUGGUUCUAAGCCUACUUUAUACCUGGACAAAAUACCAGCCUUCUCUGCAGGAAGAAACAAAGCUGUGACUGUUAUCAGUGACCCAUAGCUCUUCCUUUUAAAAAAAAAUAUAUAUAUAUUUCUAGGGACUUUGUUUUCUGCUCUUCAGGUACCUGGUUCUUUCUUCAGGUUCUUUACUAAGGCAAGGGUCAGUAAGAAAAAAAAUGACAAUGUGGCACCAAUCAAAAACCAAUGUGUAGUAAAAGCGCAUUGUAGUUGUCUGGGAAACAUCCAACAGCAGCUUUUUGGCAGUGAACUUGUUCUCUCGUCUUCACUCCUACACAGUUUUAUUUUGAUAAUGACUUUUUCAUAUGGCUUAGGUUAGCUAAUCAAAACAAGGAUUCCUAAGUAUACUCUGUAUGUGCAGUAAUGUGUUCGCAUCAUUGCAGAACUUCUUAAUGUGUUUCUGCAGUCACCAACUCCAAAUAUGUUUAAUGCACUCAAGACAUAUAGGAGUCAGAGGGAGCUGCAGUAUAGACCUUGGGGUGUCCUUUCCCUGCCCCCCAGGAAAUGUAUAAGCUUUACUGCGCAGGACUCUGACUGUUUCUAAAAGAAGAAACCCCACCCAGAACAGCCCAAACCUGCCUACUGAAAUUCUGCAUGUGGAUAAAAUUACUCUACCUUCUGUGCAGUUUGUUCAGAAAAAAAGUUUGUCCCUUAUAGGGAAUGAUAGAGACAUCAUAAGAAGGAGCACUAUUUGACUUCUUCAAAAAAGACUGUCUGGAGAAAGUCUUCAGAUUAAAGAGAUAUGGAUUGUACCACAAUAUCCAUACUUGAUCCUGAGCCCACUGUUAAGUGAAUGGGAGUCUUCCCUCUGACUUAACAGGGUUUGGAGUAUGCAUCUGUGAAAGUUAGUUUCUCAUAAUCAGUUAUUUGCAGGAAAAGUCAUCUCAAAGUCGCUGAGCUAUGCUGUCAGAGAGGCUUCAGCACGAGACCCGAGUUACGAUGAUACCUUGCUGAACAUAGGGUGCGUGCGUCUGCAUGUGUCGCUAUUGCAAUGUUGUUACUGCACCAUGAUUUAGUACUUCCUUUUAGAAGUACUAAAUCACAUCGCCAUCACAGCCCGUGCUGUGCUGUGUUGUUUUUAGCACAUGGUUGUUUUUAGCAGCUACUUCGUCAAAGCAGCACGCUAUAAUGGAGGAGCGCAUAGCUACGGCAAAGUAGCUGCUGGUCACAUAUAGAUCCCCGUGGAUGCAACGGCGACGUAGCAUCACAUGUAGACGUGCCCAUAGUGUAGUUUUCUUUUAUUUCCUUUCCCGAAUUAGUUACUUUGUUGACUGUGACUAGAUGUUGCAUUUGUCCCAGGAUAAAGCCUUUUGUCCAGGGACUGUGCAGACUUACACAUCCACUGUCCUGCUUCAAGUCCCUGUAAAGUAUGCCAAAUAAAAUGUACUAACGCUUUUCCCCCCCGAGAUAUCCUGUUGUAGUAAUUCAUUCCAGCACAAGUCUGUUAGGGCUGCGUGCUCUGGCUGGCCACCGAAUGGCAAAGGAGCAGCAACACAACUUGGAAGGGUGACGUGUAGAAGACUGUGCCCCUGCUGUUCUGAUCCAGUUGAAACCCUGGGAAAAUCAGUCCCAGGGCAGAUGAGAUGCUUAUUUACAUCCUAAGUCUUUUAUAUGCCAUUUGAAUGAAGUACUCUGCCCUUUUCUAAAUCUGUGGUUGUUUCAGUGCCCUUGUAAUAUGCAAGUAGGCUGGAAAUGCUAUAUAAUGGGCGCAUCUACAUGUCACUCUGCAGUGGUGUUGCUAUUGCACCGUGCUUUGGUACUUCCUUUUGUAUUUAAGCAUGGUGCAGUAACUGCCCGUGCUACGCCAUGUGUGCCACGCAUGAUUAGAUUUUGCUGCUGUCACUGUAGGGGCAUGCUAUACUAGGGAAGCGUGCCGCUAUGGCAGUGUAGCUGCCGAUCACAUGAAGACCCAUGUGAUUGCUACGUCACCAUAGCAUGUCGUACGGUGACGUAGCACAUCACUACAUCACUGUAGGGCGACACGUAGGUGAACCCAAGAAGACCUUCAUCUAACUUCUGCCAUCUAGAACAGGCAAACUUACAUCAGAGCUAGGGUUAAAGUUGCAACCAGGUUCCUGGCUUACAUAUUCUAGUGUAACCCAAUUCAGCAGUGCACAAGAAUUACAUCACUGUUCUGAUCACAUAAGAGCGCUCUCAUUUUCUUCACACGUGCAAAUUUCAUGUGCCUCUCAAAAAAUAUUAAUCUGAGAAAUGCAAAAUACAGGUACAUGUUUUUGUGUAGCCUUGCACUGGUUGGUUUUGCCCAUUACUUUGGAAUAGAAGUGCCAAAGCAUGGUGCACACAUUUCAAUGCCCACAAUAUUUUUUCUUAAUCACGCAAAAGGAGGAGUUGAUAGAAAUGUCAGCACUUCCACUAGGUCUAGCUUUCCAGUAGCUGUCUUUCCUGGACCAAAAUGCCUCACUCCGCAAUUCUAAAAAUCAGCCAAGCAUAUACCCAGGCUGACAAAUGCAACUGAGAAAGCUGCAUUCAAGGGUUAUUGUAAAAAGGGGUAAAACAGCUUUUCUGCAGUUAGCUCAGGCGAGUACUGCCCACUUCCACCCAAAACCAUCUCAUUUGUGUUUAGUGGGCUUUCAACCCAAGCCAGUUUAUGAGCAUGCGUUUGGGCCAGGUUUCUCCUUUUAUGUGAUCCAGUUACCCAUGCACUUUUUAGUAAGGGUGCAGGCUUAUACACUCACGUUCUGACAUCCCUGUACUGCCUUCCCACAGUUCCUGCCACAUUCAGAAAGACAGGCAAGUUCUCCCAUGACUUGCUGUCAUUCUUUCAUUGAGUGGCAUGGCUUGCUGCAACAAUGUUUCAAGAGAUAUACUUUCAGAAGACCUACUCGCACAUCUGAGAAAGCGCAACUUCCAUCAGAUUAUGGCAACUCACCAUGGCUCACAGGGCAGCUGUUCACUGUGAAGCUAGGCUAACCCAGGUGCUGCUCCCCAAGCCUGAGUCUGAAGUGAAGAUACACCCUUCAUUGUGAAGCUUGCUUUCUUUUGUGUUAGUUUUACAAGAUGGUAUUAGUAAUGCUCUGUGCUUUCCCGAAAUUGGCUACUCCCAGCUCCGCAUCCUUCCCUCUUCAUGUGUAUGACCCUCAUUGGAAGAAGUUUAGUGACAGGGAUUUUUGUAAAGGAAAGCUCAGCUGACAUUUUGAUACCUAAAUGAAGCCAGGUGGAUGCUCAGCUCCUAUUAACAAUGUCUUUAUUUACACUGCGUAAAUAAGUCAUGGGCUGCCUCUUCUUUUCCGUAUCAGGAAGCACUUUAUUUCCUUAUUUAUGUAUUUGAUGGCCAGGCUUAUAAGGGUGUAUUGCAAUACGGGAUUUGCACAGAACAGCGACCUAUGUAAUUUAUAUAUGCAAAUGCCACGGAGAGUAAAACAUGUCAAAUGCUGAGCACUUUUGACAUUGUGGACGCUUCAAUUUUGAUGUCUAAAUGUCAGCUGAACACUUUUGAAAAUCUGAUUGUAGAGGUGUGGUCUGUCCCUUUGAAAAGGGGCAGCAAGCCCUUUCCAGGAGGUCUUGCUAACGAAGGGGUGACUCACUGGGAGCUUAAAACUCCAGAGGAGCAAGCUGAAGGGAGCAGGCUAAGGGGAAGGUCAGAGUGGAGAAUGACUCUUUUGAUGUCCAGGACGGAUGGAGGAUUUUGGUUUGCUCUCUUUCUGGUGUUAAAGCCUCACGUGUGUUUGGUAAGAAUUGAACUCCCCGAGGGACUAGUAACAGGGUAAAGGACCCAUCAUUUGGGGCUCCAACAUGGACACAAAGGUGAAUAGCCAAGAACAACACUGGAGAAUACCAAACUCAGUUGCCCCCCCACAAUCCACAGACUAUGUCUCUCUAAAAAGAAAACAGAGAGUGAUGGGCACUAAGAAAAAAGGAGGUACUGUACUGCACUUUGAAGCUCCACAUCAGGAACAGAUUCUGAUGUGGUGAAAAAUCAGCGCUACGCUCCACCACUUGGAGAUGUGUCCUAUUAUUUUUAUUCACACUAAAUGCUUUUUCCAGAUCUUUCAGCACUGAGAGUCAUUUAAGCCUAAUAGUUAUGCUUUAAAAAUGACUUACAAUUAUGCCACCAAAAAUGGUGCACUUCACAGCUUCACCAGACUGCAGCAACAUAAAGUUAAUUUACAGUUUUUACAACGUUGCUUUUGCAGUCUUACUAGUUUACAUUAAAAUCCUUUAAGCCAAAAGAAAAGGAAGUCCGCUCUGUAGAUUUAAAUGCAAACUUCAUUUACCAGUGCAAGAAAUCCCAUAAAACUCGGAUGUACUCCACCAAAAUUUUUAUUGGGCUUUUUGUAAGAGAUGAAAAGCUAUUGACAUAGUUCUCUUUAAAGAUGGGGAACUAUUUUUAUUAUUUUUAUCUGUGACAACAGCUGUUAUCCUUUCUUGUGUCCUGUACACAGUUUUCUUUCAGCAGGUCCUAAGAGGGCAUUCAGCCCAAAUCACUAAAAGCAGAGGCCUCUCUUAGGAAUAAAAGCUGUUGACAUCACAUAAGAAGUCUGUUGCUUUCUUUCUCUUCUUGACAGACGAUACUUUAGGAAAGUUUUAAAACACGUAAUACCUGUUUCCUUUCUAGAUGGUGCUUUUCCACUGCCAAAAUGAUAGCAUAGGUAUAAAAUAGAGUUAAAGUCUGAGAAAUGGUUGUAAGAUUUUGCUGCCAAUUUGACAAUUUUCUUUUUUUAGCCUACAUAAAAUAGGUCUAUGUUCUGUAUGGAAGAAAUAAAGGACUACAUUGUCUUGAAUGAUAAUUGAGUAUAAAAUGGAAAUUAUCCCAAAGCCCAUGACAACUAUACCAGAUCUGAAAAUGUGUCUUUCUAGACUAUUAGAUUACUUAUUUGGGUUAUUUAUAAGGAAUUGCCCAUUUUUUAACACAAUAGUAAGAACUGGUCACAUUACUCCUUGCAAAUUUUCAAUCUGCUGUUGCUCAGUACUCACUGAACAAUUUUCUUCAUAAAAUGUUCACUUGAAUUAUUUGCUACUAUUGUGGUAUGUAACUGGACAGAGUUGGUCAUGUGAAACUGUUUCCACUCUCUGAAUGGUGAACUAUUUUAAUGGAGAAAUAUGACAAAUGGCGCAGAAACACAUUUUUGGAUACGUAUUCAUUAGCUACGCUAAUACUUGCGAAAACUUUAGGGAUUUCCCCAACAAAUGCAGUCAAUUGAACAAAUCUGUCAUCUGCACUGACAAACUGAAUUCAAUGCGUCUGUCUGCAAAGGUAUUUAUUAUUUUCCAGAAUAGUCAAUCCAGCUCACAUUACCAAACUCUCACAUUAUCAAACCUGAUAUUAAUGGUAGCAACAUUUUUUUUUUUUUUUUUACCAGUAAGACUACAACAAAUCUUACUUCAAGAUUAUUCCUAGAGAAUACUUUGAUAUUACAAAUCCCAGUAGGCACUACGAAGAGAAGUACUGUUGUAUGCAGCAGAGCCACAAAGAAAUGAAAUGCUUGUGGGUCUCCAUAUUUGCUGUUCUGUCCAAAAAAAGUCUAGACAUUUGACACAAUAUAUUUUUUGUAUUAGAGAUUAUUAGUACAGAUUUUAAUUGUGUUUCUUGUCUGGGGAGGGCGGGGGGAGGGAGCUGGGUUGUAUUGUACUUUUCAAAGCUAUUGCAAAAGCUGCUUUAAAAUCAGCUGUUCAGCUGUAUUGAAUAACUGGUUUGUGCUUUACAAGGGAGUCUGCGUGAGCCAGGAUUUGAUGGGUAGCCUCAAUGCCUCGCUGUCACUGGGUAACUAGAGCUGAAGUCACUUGUGAAAAUUUAGUUAAGGGAUGGGGAGGUUAGAUGACCCAUCCCUGAAUUGUUAUGUAGUGUGUUGUGACCAAAUGAGACUAGACACUCACCUACUGUAGAACUGUGGUUUUGUUAGCAGCUACUUAGUGUGUCUGCCUCCUGGUGUGAUGACCUUGGUUUGGACUGUCCUCCUGCACAUGCAGGGAAAUGUCAUCCCAUGUUGCCUGGUAUAUAUAGGUAGAUAUAUAAAACCUCACUGUCUGAUCCCAAAAGGAAAUGUGUAGCACAAACUGAAGCUUAGGGUGCUGUGCACCAAGGCUGGUGUGAGUUUUUUUCUGACUUGGAGGGGGUUUUGGAUGCAAAGAUGCAGAUGCAAAUAGUAACUGCUCCAAAGAGAAACAUUAUGUUGUGACAAAUCCUCACCCUACAUAGCUGGUCAAAAAAAAAACACAACAAAAAACAGAAAGGAUUUGCAGUAUUGUUAAGAUCUCCUGUUGUUCUCCUCAUUGAAAUUUUAAACUUUACCUCUCUGAUUGUUUUAAAGAAAUGAAUUUCUUCAGCCUUUUUUUUUAUGCUGAUGUUGAAAUUUUGGAAUUUGACAAAAGUUCCUCUCGAGUUCCAGUCCCACGAACUCCUUCCACUUGCAAAAACAAACCAGAAAGCAAGUGCUAUUAUUGAAAGCACUUAGACUGAAGUUCUUGGAUGCAUCAGUAAGACCCAGUUCACGUCCGGAAGACGCACUGAACUCUUUCCCAAGUAAGUACAGAGACCGCCCACUGGGGAUAGGGCAUACAUACUGGGCGAUAGCAAAGGCUGAUACCAUGUAAUUAGUCACUUGGGAGCUACAGCUGUCAUUUCUCUGAGUCAAAUUCACCCCUAUUGCAACUUAAUUGAUCUCAAUUUACAUGACAAGUGUGCAAUAUACAUCUUGCAUCCGUUUUGGGGACAGAAAAGUUUUGUGCCAAUCAGUCCUAUUUGGAUCUCUACCAAUAUUAUGCAGAGCUAGAGCUGGUUGAAAAUGAGAACUAGAACAAUAAUUUGGGGGGAAAAAAACUGUCACAUUUUCUUCUUUUCUUUGUCAUGCUUGGAACUUUGACAAAUUUUCAUUGCUUUUUCAAGCUCUGCAAAAUGUUGACCAGCCUUUUAGUUGGAAAGGGAGGAAGAGGAAAAAUGUAAUGAAAAAUGCAGCCAAAAGUUAACAUUUAAAAGAAAAAAGUUACCAGUCUUGUAUCAGGUUUGAAACAUAUCCCUCUUCUAUCCCUUCACUUCUGCAUUGAGCAGGGUUGGAGAAGAGCUGAGGCUUUUGGCUCGUACUUUCAACAGGCAGCCAGUUCAGCAUCUCCUCUGCCCCCCCACCUUUUCAAUGUGUUUAGUACUGAAAAAAGAACAAAGGUUUGAAUGCUUUCUUUAAUAUGAAGCUGAAGGAAUAAGCAAACAAGCCAGAAAAUCAUUAAAUAAAAGCAUGGCCUUGGCUUCAUACCACACUUUCUGUGCCUUGUACUAUCAAUGUAAAUUCUGAAUGUUGUACAGUAAAUACUUGGGAAAGACUCCUUGGAAAAGGCUGCACUGGCUUCUUUUUUCAGCACAUGUACAUAUAUAAAUAUAUAUACAUAUAUAUUUGGUAAUGCCAAACAGCUGUGUUAUAUUGUAUUGAAAAAAACCCAACAAAAUAAUGGACAGUUUGGAUGUUUUAUGUAGAGUUUGCAAAAAUUGUAUGGCUAUAGCCUUUUGAAGAUAAAUGUACAGAGGUAAAUUACUGCUUAUCAGUUAUUUAUGAAUAAAGAGUCUUUUAUUGACAUCUUA
Messenger RNA from Alligator mississippiensis (American alligator), 12199 nucleotides. It is a transcript of the gene UNC5D, whose product is annotated as unc-5 netrin receptor D. The record is from RefSeq and is a predicted model, not a curated record. Gene Ontology annotation, biological process: netrin-activated signaling pathway. Gene Ontology annotation, cellular component: membrane. NCBI's taxonomy places the organism in Eukaryota, Metazoa, Chordata, Crocodylia, Alligatoridae. Gene Ontology annotation, molecular function: netrin receptor activity; protein binding. The transcript has 17 exons. The coding region runs from base 154 to 3003 and encodes 949 amino acids.